Messenger RNA from Penicillium argentinense, 492 nucleotides. RefSeq lists its product as uncharacterized. The coding region runs from base 1 to 492 and encodes 163 amino acids. The transcript has 2 exons. The record is from RefSeq and is a predicted model, not a curated record. NCBI's taxonomy places the organism in Eukaryota, Fungi, Ascomycota, Eurotiomycetes, Eurotiales, Aspergillaceae.
AUGAACUUUUCAAGCAAUGCUGACCUCGACAUGGGCGAUAUGAAUUGGAAUCAAGUUCUGACCCUCUACCCGAGCGUCGAAGCUUCCAACGGUGAAAUCGCAGAUCUUAUCUACGGUUCCAACGAGGCUUUUGAGCGAGCAUGGACUCUACACGCUUUAGUCAGUCCUGGAUAUCUAACAUCUGAUCUCGAACCGCAUUUUCGUCGAAUUGGAGCAUCUCGCUGUUUUGCGUUGUCGUUCGAUCUCCAGCCUCAGUCUCGCGCACUUGCGGCGGCUUCUGAUUUCGACCCGCGCAGAAGCCAUGCAGAAGAUCUUGAGGACGAAGAACUCGAAGUUAUCUAUGAAGCCGAUCGUUUGACUGAGAUAAAGGAACUGAAAAUGGAAGGACUUCGUGACGUGUUGCCAGUGCAUCAUGCAAGUCUCACUCUGACGGACGAAGAACUCAGAGCCUUUUUCGUCAUUCAUGCUGAUGAUACGAUGGGCUGGGAUUGA